AUGCUGGUUCAUCCAAAGGCUCGCAUGAUGAUCGCCGUCCGAAGCGAUCGGACUCGAACCGCGGCGCACACGUGCGGACGGCCUUGCCGUGAACGCCGCCGACGCCCCAUGCGACCGCGUGGCUGGCUGGGAGCACCAGGCCCGCAGGCACCGCAGAUGGCGAGGCCCCAUCCGACCGCAGCUUGGCCUGGCGGCACCGCGAGGACGAUUCCGUUGCCAGGCGCGCCCGUGACGCCGGUGGUCUUUCCCAUCUACACCCCGCGGGCGCCCGGCGUGACGCACUCCCGCACCAACUCCGGGUUUUCGGUGCCGCGAGAGGUGCUGGCUCACGAGCACUUGCACCUCGUCCCGGAGCCACAUGAGGCGGAGCCAGUGAAGCCGAUCCUUCCAAGCAAAAAGGCCGUGGAGCCGCUGGCAGAGCCGUUGCUGAACGUGGAGGACUUGGAAAAGGGGCUGGAUCCUUCGACCUCUGUGACGGUACCGGAGGAAUCGGUUCUUUGGGCCUGGAUUCGCACACUUCUCUUGGCGCUGGCAGGUCUUGUGUUGUGGGUCUUUCCCGAACGCUGGGCCUCGGUGUUCUUGCUGCUGGCGGCGCUUUGGGUGGCACCGUUCCUGGGCCCCGCCCUGCGCGGUGGCCUCCCGCUGCCACACGUGGGGCUCCGGCGCAUGGUGGCCUCGGGGUUGGUGGACUUCGCGGGAAAGCUGGGGCACGAAGUGCUCAAGGACAAGUCCCAAUGGCUCCCGCCAGUGAUCGAUGCGGUGGGCGAGGUGGUCCCUCCCGCCUUGUCUCGGGUCAUGGAGAAGAAGGAGGAAUGGACCCCUGCUUUGACCCAACUGGUGGGCGAUGUCGUGCCAUCCGUGAUGCGCGGGGUCUUGACCAACCAUCGCGCCUGGUCCCCUGCGCUCAUGCAGCUGGUGGGGGAUGUGGUUCCGCCCGUGCUCAGCUCCGUGCUGCGCAACAGGGAAUGGACGCCCGCGCUGCUGGAGUUCGUCGGCGAGGUGGUGCCGCCGGUGAUCACCGUGGUGUUGCAGAGGCCCGAGCUGCCGCCCGCGAUCGCCGGCUUCGUCGAUUCCGCGGGGCCCAGCCUCGCCCCCGCGGUCGUGAGGCUCAUUGAUUUCAUCAUCAUGGACCCGCAGCUGAUGCAAUCCAUCAAGAAGAUGACUGACAGCAGUAUGCGAGAUGAAGCUCUGGUCAGCAACAUCAAGCUGGUCAUUGAAGAAUCCUUGAAGGAGGGCACCAUGUACCGUGCAGUGGGCCAUGGCUUGAAAGCGGCGGCGGAGCAAAGCGUGGAGAAGAUGGGCCGCAAAGCCCGGUCGAUGCUUUCGAGCUAA
This is a messenger RNA of Durusdinium trenchii, 1332 nucleotides long. The record is from the annotation of a GenBank genome assembly. NCBI's taxonomy places the organism in Eukaryota, Dinophyceae, Suessiales, Symbiodiniaceae.